Carassius carassius (crucian carp) is the source of this 2025-nucleotide messenger RNA. Its product is annotated as BCL2/adenovirus E1B 19 kDa protein-interacting protein 2-like. The record is from RefSeq and is a predicted model, not a curated record. Gene Ontology annotation, biological process: apoptotic process. The transcript has 11 exons. Gene Ontology annotation, cellular component: cytoplasm. NCBI's taxonomy places the organism in Eukaryota, Metazoa, Chordata, Actinopteri, Cypriniformes, Cyprinidae. Bases 485 to 1873 code for a protein of 462 amino acids.
AAUUGAGUCAGACUUCAGCUCAGUUUACCGGAAAGUCGAGACUUCCAAAAGAAGAAUGACGGCCGGGUAAAGCAACAGAUAAGAUGGGUCUAAGGAAUCUGUCAGCUGUCAAACCUGCCCUCUAGACUGCUCUCGACUGUUUUAAAUGUUAUUUCCACGUGCUUUGCUAUAACUGACACCCACUUCUCGUCGUUAUACGCGUUAAAUUGACAGCAGUUGUGCUGUAGGAAGGAAGCGGGAGAGGAAGAGACUGGGCACUACUGGCCAAUAAACACACUCAACGGGAAGUUUACUUAAUAGGGCAAGAUUGUUUUCCAGCAUACUUGAUAGGGCACAUAAAUGCUCGUAAUCUAAACAUCUAACCUGUUAGAAGUAUUUAUAUUAAUCAGAGAUAUCAAAGACUAUGUGAAGUCGUUAUUGUUUGAAUAUUAAUGGUUGUUGUCAGUUGAAAGGUUUGUUGUCCUCGAUUAAGUUAUAAUCGAUCAUGGCUACAGAUGUAAUAGCGACUGAAGAAGUCUCAAACCAGAGAGACUCGAGUGAUCUGAACGCCAACAAAAGUAAUCCCGAAUCAGACACACCCAGCCGGACAUCUGAGACGCAAGAAAACAGAAACAUAAGUCUUAGCGCGUUAUCGUUAUCAUCAUCAUCGGCUCAUUCUGGGGAAGAUUCAGGGAAUGCUCCUCUGAAGAACGGAGGCAGAACAGGAGACCCGCCCGUGGAAGCAGCGACUCCAGACAAUAGACAAAAACCAGACAUGAGGACUUCAGCUCCCGUGAGAGAGCCGCACACACUCUCCUCUCCUGCUGAACACAACGGAAGUUUUGAGCGCCAGGAGUCGGUUGCUACCACAGAAGCGCAGCUGAGAUUGGAGGGGGUUGAGCUAAAGGAGGAGUGGCAAGAUGAGGACUUCCCCAGGCCACUCCCAGAAGAGGGAGAUAUGCAUCUCGAUGAGGAGCUUUUCACCAGCUCUUCUGGUGAAGGAGCACCUGCUUCACAGUCUUACAGACUAAACAGUGCAAGAAAAAACAAAAAGAAGCUUUUGGCUCCAGACAUCAGCCUCGACCUAGACCACAGCGAGGGUUCGGUCCUGUCAGAUGAGCUGGAUGAGAGUACAGAACUGGACCUGGAUGAUAUAGACACCUCUUCAGACAACAGCAACGAGUUCGAGUGGGAAGAUGACCUCCCAAAACCCAAAAAUGCAGACCUGUUGCGUAAAGGAGUGGAGUCAGUGCAGGAGUUCACCAGCACGGAGGAACGGGAGGAGGGCCGUCGCUGGAGAGUCUUCCGCAUCGGAGAGCAGGAGCACCGGGUAGACAUGAAGGCCAUUGAGCCCUACAAGAGGGUUAUCAGCCAUGGAGGUUACUAUGGCGAUGGAUUGAAUGCCAUCAUCGUCUUUGCUGUUUGCUUUAUGCCUGAGAGCAAUCAACCAAAUUACAGAUACAUCAUGGACAAUCUUUUCAAGUAUGUCAUAGGAACUCUAGAGCUGCUUGUAGCUGAGAACUACAUGAUUGUAUACCUGAAUGGAGCCACUUCACGCCGAAAGAUGCCCAGUGUGGGCUGGCUCAGAAAGUGCUAUCAGCAAAUAGAUCGAAGGUUAAGGAAGAAUUUGAAAUCAUUGAUAAUUGUGCACCCGUCCUGGUUUAUUCGCACCCUCCUAACUCUCACAAAACCUUUUAUAAGCUCAAAAUUUAGCCAGAAAAUCAAGUAUGUGUACAGCUUGACAGACUUGGCUGAGCUUGUCCCGAUGGAGUAUGUUUCCAUACCAGACUGCAUUAAACAGUUUGACGAAGAAAAAAAUAGGAAAAAACAUAAAAGGAUUGACCAGAACAUGCGUGGGAAGGUAGAGAUCGCCACCACUGCAGUGCCAGAAUGAGUCAGAGGGGCUGAAGAGAAUGUAUGGGGCUUCUUUUAGCUGGAGAAUACAAGAUCUUGAUGUCAGAAAAGUGCCUUUUAAAGGAAUAGUUCACCAUAAAAUGAAAAUUCGGCCAUCAUUUACUUGCUCUCAUGAUAUUUAAAACCCAUAUG